AUGCCUACAACGGACAUACCUUUCUCGACUAUUGCCAUGGACCAUGUCACUAUGCCUGCCUUAGACAGUGUGCGUUAUAUCCUCAAUGUAAUGGACUUCGCUACCCGUUACGUCAUUCCAGCAGCAGUGAAGUCAACAGCAGCAAGUGAAGUUAUUAACCAUUUGCACCAUGUUUUUUACACUUUUGGGACCCCCAUUCACUGCAUCUCGGAUCAUGGGUCAGCGUUUCCGUCGAUCCAGUUCAAACGUUUCAUGCACCUUCAUGGCAUUGAGCUGCACUACGCAACUGUAUACAGACCCGAAGGCAACUGCCUCGUAGAAAGAAGCAAUGGAACUUUGGUCUCAACGCUUCGCAAACUGUGUGCAAUCGAAUCUUCAACGUGGGAAUCAAAGCUCCAGCAGGAGGCAGCAUUUGCCGUCAACACGACCGUGAAUUCCAGCACAGGCUUCGCCCCUUUCGCACUUUUGUUUGGGUAUAUUCCAAAGAUCCCCUUGCAACAGCACCGCCCCGUCCAGCAGCCUUCACUCAUGGAACGUAUCCUGGACCUAUCGUCCCACCCAACGAAGCAAAGCAGCUUCUAA
Molecule: messenger RNA, 582 nt
Organism: Ornithodoros turicata
Lineage: Eukaryota; Metazoa; Arthropoda; Arachnida; Ixodida; Argasidae
Exons: 1
Coding region: 1-582 (193 amino acids)
Biological process (GO): DNA integration
Molecular function (GO): nucleic acid binding
Source: RefSeq, a predicted model, not a curated record